Molecule: messenger RNA, 1982 nt
Organism: Ochotona princeps (American pika)
Lineage: Eukaryota; Metazoa; Chordata; Mammalia; Lagomorpha; Ochotonidae
Gene: RDH5
Product: retinol dehydrogenase 5
Exons: 4
Coding region: 800-1756 (318 amino acids)
Source: RefSeq, a predicted model, not a curated record
AGGCAGCCGGCCUCAGGCCUCCAACCUCCCAGGGCUCCUCCUCCCCAGCCCACUGCCCCACCCCCUCGCAAGCACAGAUGUUUAAUACUCCUGGCAUCUGAGGCCACCCACUCUGGACUUGGGCCUCUGCUGUAGCUGGUGUGUGAGCCUGGGAAGCUGGGAGGAAAAUCUCCUUAAAAGCAAAAGCAGCAGCUUCAGGCAUUGUAGGACCUGCGAGCUUGUCCUCCCAGGAGGUAAGGUGGAUGCUGGGCGCUGAGGGCUGGGAGAGGAGGACCUGGGUUUCCCGUGUGGCCCUAAGUGGGAACUCCAGGCUUGUCACAUGUUCAUUCCUUUUACAAUGUCCAGUGACCCUCAGGACUUUGAGGGUGUCAGCCCCACCUGGCCAAUGAAGUCCAAAGAUACUAGCAGACAAGUUGGGGGUCACCUGAACUCAAAUAAAGGGCUUCCAACUCCAUCUGCGGUUCCAGACACAAGGCCCAGGUUACGCUUAGGCGUUGAAGGGUCCCUGGUUUCAUGGCAGAGGAGAAGUGUUAGCUAACAAAGUCUCUGCUGCAGAACAGCAGGCCUGCACCCAAGACUGGUGUGUCUGCUUUGAGUCAGGUUAGCCACAGUGCAGGGCCUGCCCACAUCUUUGCACUGCAUACAUGAGCUGUAGUUGUCAGUCAUUCACCAAACAGCUCAGCCCAGAUGUUCUCAGACAGGGAGGAUAUUGCAGGCAAGGGUGGGGGACCAUGGUCAACUGGCCAGGUUUUCCCACCCGGCCUAGGCUGCCACCUACAGGCCACUGGGGCCCCCCACCAUGUGGCUGCCUCUGCUACUGGGUGCCUUGCUCUGGGCCGUGGUAUGGUGGUUCAGGGACCGUCAGAGGCUGCCCGCCAGCGAUGCCUUCGUCUUCAUCACCGGUUGUGACUCAGGCUUUGGGCGCCUCCUGGCACUGCGACUGGACCAGAGGGGUUUCCAGGUCCUGGCUGGCUGCCUGACGCCCUCGGGCGCAGAGAAGCUGCAGCAGGUGGCCUCCUCCCGCCUCCACACCACCCUGCUGGAUGUCACUGACCCCCAGAGUGUUCAGCGGGCAGCCACGUGGGUGGAGAUGCACGUUAAGGAAACAGGGCUUUUCGGUCUGGUGAAUAAUGCUGGCGUGGCGGGCAUCAUCGGGCCCACACCGUGGCUGACCCGAGACAAUUUCUACCACGUGUUGAGUGUGAACACAUUAGGGCCCAUUGGGGUCACUCUGGCCCUGCUGCCCCUGCUGCAGCAGGCCCGGGGCCGGGUGGUGAACAUCACCAGCGUCCUAGGUCGCCUGGCAGCCAACGGUGGGGGAUACUGCGUCUCCAAGUUUGGCCUGGAGGCUUUCUCUGACAGCCUGAGGCGGGAUGUGGCUCCCUUUGGGGUCCGUGUCUCCAUCGUGGAGCCUGGCUUCUUCCAAACACCUGUGACCAACCUGGAGGCGCUGGAGAGUGGCCUGCAGGCCUGCUGGGCACGGCUGCCACCAGCCACACAGGCCCACUACGGAGAGACCUUCCUCACUAAGUACCUGACAGUGCAGCGGCACAUCAUGAACUUGAUCUGUGACCCAGACCUCACCAAGGUGAGCAAGUGCCUGGAACAUGCCCUGACUGCUCGUCACCCCCGAACCCGUUACAGCCCUGGCUGGGACGCCAAGCUGCUCUGGCUGCCUGCCUCCUACCUGCCAGCCAGCCUGGUGGAUGCCGUGCUGUGCUGGGUCCUUCCCAAGCCUGCCCAGGCAGUCUACUGAGUCAAUCCGCCCAGCAGGGGCUGCUUUCCAAGGGCAAGCACUGGGAUCCACUACUGUCCUCCCUCUGGUACUACCUGGCAUCUAGCACCAAACAGGCAUGCAAUAAAUGUGUACUGUCUAGAAAAGCAAAGUGUAAGCGAUCAGGGCACAGGCACCCACUAUGGGACACUGGGGGAACCCCUUUAUCUUUGGGUGAACUUUGAAGCUGCACCUAAAGGAGUGGCCA